CGAAGAGAGGUACGUGUAUUUCAAGUGUAAAACGCGCAUGCGUAACCAAUAAAUACGUGUCAGGUUAUUGCCGGUGUGCCCCCAGUUUAAUUAAAUUUUUAAAUAAAAAUGUUAAUUCAUAGUUUAGUAAUAGGCACUCUGUUGCUAUGUACACAUGCAAGCAUUUCUGAUUACAUUAGCAAGUCCGAUAUCGAAAAGUUUAUACCGGCGUUCAAAUCUGCGUUUGAGAACUUAAACAAGGACGAUUUAUCAAAUGUGUACUACGGGGCUAAAGGAUUUUCACUAAUUUCUCAACCCUUACCUAUAAAUGCCGCAGAUGCUUGCAAACACCUUCAGAAGUUCUUUAAAGAUGAUUUGAGCAAUGAAAUCGUGUUCCAUUCGCUUGCUUCGUGGUCAUUAUUGAACUGUAAUAAGCUUCUGAACGUGAAGCUCCAUAAAGACAGCACUUUAAAGGCACUAAAGGCAACACUAGAUAAGCAAGAUUCGUCAAUUGGGGACAUUCGCUUUGCUUUAGAAUCUCUUAACAUUCUUUCCGAAGCUGUACCUAACCCUACCAAAAUUGUGCAACUUUUACAAGCACAAUUAAAGGAGGACGACAGCCUACCCAGCGUCGGGCAAGCUUUACAUGCGGCAUCAUUAUUAGGUGGAGCUGGACAGUUUGCUAUCCAAUAUGUGGAAGACAUUGUGGUGCAAGCAGAUGAGGUUGAUGGCCGAAUAAUGCAAUGGGAAGGUGGGCUGACUCUCACCUCACUUUUACUCACAGGAUUACUACGUUUGCCCGAAGCAAAACCAGUAACUCAGACACAAGCAGAAAAGUUUGCCACCUAUCUCUUAACUAGAAAAACGGUACAAAAUGUUAAAGGAGUCGUGUCUCUGUUGGAGGCAGCUGCCGCACUUUCAAAGAGUAGCGUAUCACCGGUCAGUAUUACAUUCGUUGAUUCCGCACACGUCACAACCACAAAACCUGAUCUAAAAGUACGAAUUUCGAAUAUAUUCGGUCAACCCCUUUCUCCUGCACCUUCACCAAUUCUCGCUCAGUCGGCCACUCGUACAACGGACGACGUUGUGGUACUCUCCAAACAACCUCUCACGGCAGGCCCCACUCCUACCGAGUACAUUUUGCCAUUAAAGCUGGACCCGGGGCAUUACAGAGUUGGGCUAACCGCCGGUAGUCACUCGGCCGCCUUGAAUGUACGUGUCUUAGGCCCGGUUACAGUCCAAUGGUUGGAAGUCGGAUUGAGCGACUCGGACGGCACGUCCGCACCGCGACUGACCAAGUUGCAGCACCCUUCGAAACUAACCACAAACCUACAGGCGGACUCGAGUCACCAUCUCAUUCUUAGAUUUUCCCUGUCGCGCCCCGUCCAACAACCCUUCUUGAGGCUGAGCUCGGGUAAACGUGAGAUAAUUUUCGUUGCCGAGCUAGACAGCAGCAAGGCUUACAAGAUCGACGUAAAUUUAGCUAACGAACUGUCUUUUUCGGCUAAAUUUGAAUUGGAACUGAUACUCGGAGAUUCGAUCAUGAGCAAUCCUUUGCGUUGGUCAUUUGGCGCCAUUGAUGUCGCUUUGUCUACUGUAGAACCCAGCCCGCAAUCUAAGCGUGGGCCACGUCCUGAAAUUGUACACAUGUUCCGGCCUGCUGAGAAAAGGCCUCCACAGACGGUGUCUAUGCUGUUCACCGCUUUAGCCGCCUCGCCACUUUUACUUCUUCUUAUUUUGUGGAUAAAAGUGGGAAUCAACUUUAAAAAUUUCAGCUUUGCCGCCUUACCCUUCCAUGUGGGGUUGGGAGGAAUUUUUUCAUUGUUCACUUGUUUUUGGUUAAAAUUAGAUAUGUUCGCUACAUGUGCGUGGUUGAUUCCAAUUGGUGGUUUUACCUUCUUGGCAGGGCAUCAUAUAUUAAGCAAAUUGGCGAAGCAAAAAAAAUGAAGUGACUAGUAUUGUUGAAAGACGUAUUAUGUGCAUUCUUCACUUGGAAAACAUCAUUUUUAGCAAAUAAGUCAUUCACACAUUUGUAAUAUUAAACGUUAUUAUUGUUUCUAAA
Molecule: messenger RNA, 2041 nt
Organism: Photinus pyralis (common eastern firefly)
Lineage: Eukaryota; Metazoa; Arthropoda; Insecta; Coleoptera; Lampyridae
Gene: OstDelta
Product: dolichyl-diphosphooligosaccharide--protein glycosyltransferase subunit 2
Exons: 3
Coding region: 109-1926 (605 amino acids)
Biological process (GO): protein N-linked glycosylation
Cellular component (GO): membrane; oligosaccharyltransferase complex
Source: RefSeq, a predicted model, not a curated record